AUAGCCUAGAAAACAAAGCAAAAGUGUGUCACAGUUAACGCAGAAGCACCCACACCACCUUUCAGUUAGGAACUGACAGUUGCCACCCCCAGAAGUGAUUUCUGAAGUUUAUUUUUAAUCAUGAGGAUGCCUCUGCAAAUACACUUUGUUUAAUAGCAUUUCAUUUCAUUUAAGUAAGUUUGAUAGUUGCUUUAAAAAUUCAGUCUGUCAAAUUAUACAUUUUGACAUAAUUGCAUUUAAUAUUCACUUACUAAUAUUUAUAGAUAAAUAACAUUGUUUUCUUGUUGAGGCUAGAAAGUAUUUUACCUAUUCCUUUUUUAAAAGUGUUAUUUAUCUAAUACUACUUAACAUACUAAUACUGUAUUUUAGAUGAAUUGUAUUCUUUGUACAACUGAUAAUAUAUAAACCUAUCCAAAUAAUCAUCUAUUAAAAAAUACUUUUAUCCAGCAUUGUCUGGGAAUAUGUUGUCACGUUAAGUGCAUUUUUCAGAUAACUAAAGAAAAGCUCUUGAUAUUCUAGAACUUACUUUAGGUUUGUUCUGAGGCAGGGUCUCCCGUUGCCCAGGCUGGAGGGCAGUGAUGCAGUCCUGGCUUACUGCAGCCUUGACCCCCUGGGCUCAAGCAAUCCUCCCAUGUCAGCUUCCCCAGUAGCUGGGACUGCAGACAUGUGCCACCACGCCUAGCUAGUUUUUGUAGAGAUGGGGUCUUACUGUGUUGCGCAGGCUGCUCUCAAAUGCCUGGGCUCAAGUGAUCCUCCUGCCUCAGCCUCCUAAAGUGCUGGGAUUACAGGCAUAAGCCCCAGCAUUCAGCCCCAGUUUUUCCUUUAUUAUACGUUUACUUCUUUUUCUGUGCUAUAUUCUUUGGGGUUCUCUCUGCUCUUGCUAAGCGUAUUGUUAUGAUACUGCCAUCGUGUGAGUUUCUGGGUCUUUCACUGUUGGUCUCCUUUCACUUGGAUGCCAGCGAGCUUGCAUCUCAGCAGCCUUCUUUAGCCCUAACUUGGCUGUGCUGGAAACCAGGAACCUGAAUUUCUAUGACAGUUAUGAGCUAAAGUGAAAAUAAAAGCAUUCAGUGAGGGCCAAGGUCUGUCCUCAGACAGGCAGAGAAUACCAGCAGUCUGGGGUCUUGAGCUUUGCAUGGUGGCGACAGACGGGGAUCUGAUGCCUGGGGCUUGGAUCCAGUGACCCUGCUUUUGAGGACCUAAAACCUCCCUAGGUCACACUCUGCUUUCUAUCUACAGAUUGCCUAUGGUCUCCCAGGGACUCUGAGCAGUCAUGUUACUCACAGGCUUCUUGUCCUCUGCCACUGUGCUCCCUCUCAGCUCAGAGGCUACAAGGGGUCUGGGGGGCCAGAAGUAUUACUAGACCUGGGCAUUGUCAAAGGGGGAGAGGGCUUUGUUCAAGCCAAACCUCUCCCUCUGCCAGCUCUCCACACCUACUUUGAAAUUCAGUUUUUCAGGGAGGAGGGAACCAAUUUUGAAUUUGUGCAGAUUGACUCUACUACCCAAUACUUUGGUAACUUGAAUACAGAAUUACCUAUUGUGGAGGCAAAAAAGCUAUUGAGGCCAGUGAUACAAAUUCAAGUAACACUGGAAUGUCACCUGUUUCCAUGUGGAUUGGAUUGGAAAUGUGUACUUUUUUUUUUUUUUUGAGACAAAGUCUCACUUUUGUUGCCCAGGCUGGCGUGCAAUGGUGUGAUCUCAGCUCACUGCAACCUCCCCCUCCCAGGUUCAAGCAAUUUUCUUGCCUCAGCCUCCCAAGUCGCUGGGAUUACAGGCCCCCACUACCACACCCAGCUAAUUUUUUUGUAUUUUUAGUAGAGACGGGGUUCACCAUGUUGGCCAGGCUGGUCUCAAACUCCUGACCUCAGGUGAUCUGCCCGCCUCAGCCCCAAAAAGUGCUGGGAAUACAGGCGUGAGCCACCGUGCUUGGCCAGAAAUGUGUACUUUCAAUUGCAUUUGCCACCUGGGAACCAAGUCAAAGCUAAGGCAGAAAACAACUGAGGCAGAACUAGACUUCCCAACUAGCCACCUCCACCAUUCCCAGUUCUGGUUUAAUCCACCCACCUUCCUAGUCCCUCACGUGAUCCAUGUGAAACUAUUCAGACAACCAUGAAAAGCAAACUUGGAGAUUCCGCAAAGCAACAGGAAAGUCAUGCCCGAUUGUGAACAAUGUAAAUGGUAAAAUCAUUCUGCCUUUGGAUACUGGUCACAAACACAGGCUGUUGAACACUAGUCAAUCAUUUACAUUAAAUCCUAAAUUACAUAUGAAACCCCAAACAGUAUCAUUAAAUUCAGAUCAUCUUAUAAUUUUCUUUUAGCCAAUGGCUUUAAUGUCUGUGCCCCAUCUUACCCAGGGAAGGCAGGGAAACUGAGGAGGAAAAUCUCUGGCUUCAUUCCUACCCCAGGGCCCCAGCUCUCAGCACCACUCCAGCCAUACCCACCUCCUUCCACUCCCUCACACACACCGUACACUGCCCCCAUCUCCCAUGAGGUCUUGUCCCCUCUUUUUGCCACAUUACCCCUACUUCUAAUUCUUCAGCUUUCAGCUCUAAAUAGUCCCUCAACUCCCUGGGUGGGUCACACUCCCCGUUCAGUGCUCUCACAGCACCACCUCUAGUGGCGCUUACCACACAGCAAAUGCAAGCGGACAUUUUACAGCAGGACUAUUUGAUGUGUCUGCCCUGCCUGCCCCACAGCUGUAAACUGCAGGAAGGUCUAUGCCCUGCAUGCUCCCUCUGUGUCUACUUUCUGAAUGAAUAACAAGCAUCCCUUCUGUCUCUCAUCCUCCUCGUGAUCAAUAACAUAAAAAAGUGUGAAGUUGAGGAAUGUAAGAAAAGUAAGCAAAUAGGUCCCACACUGGGUCACCAGGUCUGGAGUAAGUAGAAGCUGAAUUUUCUUAAACUCACUCUUCAUCAAGCCUGGAAACAGCUUGAUGUUAGUAUGCCAGGAGUCUGUUAUGCUAGAAGGUUAUAAAAUCAAGUUUUGGUGAUAUUCAGUAAUAAUGCUAUGUGCAUAAAAUCCUUGUCUGAUUUUAAAUACAUAAGUUACAUUAAUAUAGGAGCAAUUCCUAUCCAGCUAUUUACUGAAAUAAAACCUGGUAUUCGAAACACCAAAACAGAGACUUGGUUGAAACAAUUCCAAGAUGGUAUUUACAACACAUUUUCUCUAAUAUAAGCUAUAAGCAUUGAAGAAGAGAGUAUUUCUCCUCUUACCUCUUUUACAAUGUUGCUCACUUCAUCCACAACAAAAGCAGUCUGUAAGAAAGAACAUUCGGUUAAGUUUGAUUUAUUUAAAAGAUAUUUCCACUACAUUGGUAAAUGCAGAUUUAGGUAAUGAACAUAAUUUAGAAAUGAAGACCUUAGAAAUAAUCUAACUAGACUGUUCGCUUUACCAAGGAUGGAUGGCAUUGUAAGUCUUCAGAAACAAGAAGACUAGAAUACAUGCAUAUAAUUGAAAGGUGUUCUGUUUUAUUUUUAUUUAUUUAUUUUUGAUAUGAAGUGUUGCUCUGCAGCCCAGGCUGGAGUGUAGCAGUGGCGCAAUCUCAGCUCACUACAACCUCCACCUCUCAGGUUCAAGCGAUUCUCCUGCCUCAGCCUCCCAAGUAGCUGAGGUUACAGGUGCCCUCCACCAUACCUGGCUAAUUUUCCUAUUUUUAGUAGAAAUGGGAUGUCACCAUGUUGGCCAGGCUGGUCUUGAACUCCUGACCUCCAGUGAUCCUCCUCCUUCGGCCUCCCAAGGUGCUGGGAUUAUAGGCAUGAACCACUGUGCCCGGCCCAUCUUAUUUUAAUCAUGUCACAUUCUAAGAUUUCACUUUAAACUAGAAUUCAAUCUCCCAUUUCAACUGGCUGCUGGAAUCAUUAACCAAUAGAGAGGCUUAAUGAGUUUUGAUUUUUGUAUAAAUUAACCGAAGCUGCUGAAGCAAUCCAUUUAAGAUGUAAUUCUCUCUUCCCUGAUGUAAACUGAUUAGGAGGCCUGGCCUUGAGGAAAUUUUUUUAAAGCACCAUUAGUUGUAAAAUUUACAAUGAUUGUAUUAUUUCCAGAUAAUUAUUUUUCUUUCCCAGUGCCGCCCUCCUGCUCCAGGACUAACCACCAGCUGCCAGCAUGGCCGUUCUCUAUCAGUGUCCAGAUGACUCAGGAGAUGGGCUGCCUGCAGUAAUCUAGUGCCAAGAGUAUAGUUUUCUUUCUUUCCCUUUUACACAUGGCAGAUCUGAAUGGGUGAAAGAUCAUCCUGAAAAUAACAUUGGUCAGGCACUUGCCUGCCAAUGUGCUCUUCACAUGAGCAUAGGCCUUUAAAGUUACUGCUGAGUCACAGGAAAGGUACAUAUCUCUGGACAUGCCUUCAAGAGGGCAGCCCCUGGGACCCUCCCUCAAUGUGCAUCUUGGGGGAAUCAAGGCAGAAAACCCUGACUUGGCAGUGAGUCUUCCUCCCUGCCUGGCUGUUGUCCACUGCAGGCCCUGCCCUUUCUUUUUAGGGGGGUCAAGAGCUGAUUGCCCAAAGCCACCUCACUUGCUGUACUUAGAAGUCAGACUGAAACAAAACCAACUCACUGAGUGAAUGACAAUUUGCAAUAUCUUAGAGAUAGGUCAUUUCUGGAAGCCUAAAGGAUCCUUCCAAGUGAUUAUAGUGACCUUAAUUACAAAGGAAAGGUGCUGUAUCUCAUUUCAUAUGGUUAAAAUAUGAAAAAGGUUGGGGGACAUUUUAAAGAAUGUUUCGUGGAAAGCAGAGCGUUGUAAUGAAUCCAGUGAACAGUUUCCACUUCUCCAAGAAAGAUGAAUGAUGAGUUGAGAGAAUAGUUAUAAAGGCUCAGGAAUCUACAAGAAAUUGGAAGAGAAGCAGAAACGGCUGCAGAGAGGCUGGUGGGAGGACCAGAAGGGUAAACACCUAAGGCAUGCCUACUACUAAACAGCCAUGGCCUCCACCUCCCAGAGCUUCCAUUCCAUAGGAAACACUGAUCACUCUGUCCAGCCCCUUCAUUUGAUACAUACGGAAUUGAGAUCUAGAAUAAUGAAGUCACUUAGCUACCUCAUCUGUGGGAGCCAGAAUCGGACCGCAGUAUUAAGGGCUUCCCUUUACAUAGCCAUUUCUUUCUUUAGAACAGUUUUUUUUACUCGAUAUUACUACAAUUCAAGCCAUUUUCCAAUAUUUGCAACAGUUUAAGGGAAAAGGUUUGUCCUUUGCCAGCUGCUCCUGAACCAGGUCUUCUCGUCAUUAUUCACUUGGUUCCCAUCAGCAUUCAAACACCGAUUAUCCACCAUCACAGGAAGUGUACGUUAGUGAGGAAAUCAGAUCAAAACUGAAUCUACAAUCAGUCCUUAAGCUUAAGCCUGAGUUGUAUUUUCCCUGAAAAUAUUCCUCCUUAAAUUUCAUAAACGGUAAAAUGUCCAAUCUUACCAAAUGGAUCUAUAGUUUUUAUUUUUCACAGGUUGUAUAAUACAUGGGACUCUGAAUUUCAACGAGGAUUAUUCAGUAAGAAGAAAAUGAGUGUUCUAUCUCAGCUGCACCUAUCAGCUCUAUUUCCCAAAUGACCGUGAGCUUGAAAGAAAGCCAUUUAACGCACACGGUGCCGGCGGGUGUCUUCUGCUUGGCAAGAUCGUGGGCUUUAUCCUACUUCCUCAAGGAGGCAAUAAGAGACGGUCGCCCCCCGCACACACACACAACAAUGAGCUUUCUUACUACAGACAAACAGAAAUGAAAUAUGCUACUCAUUCCCAGCGCUGCGGAACCAGGAGGUGGUGGUUUCCAUAGGAACCCUUGAGGGUAGCCAGGCAACUCCCUAAACCUCAGCAACAGAAAGAAAACACACGUCCGAGAGGGGAAGCCUGGUCCCGGCCCCUCCUCUGGUUUGUACUGUGGGGAUUGACGCUGACGUUCAAACGGGCUCGGACACCUGGCAACGAACUCGAAAGCGACUGCCGAAGGCAUUGCGCCCGAGACUCAGAUCCUUGGGGCACUGAGGGCUGCUAGUUUCAUCUGUUCAUCUGGAACCUGGAUCUUAGGAGGGAGGAGGCUUUACCCCUGCAGCACAGCCAGGUAUUGAAUGGGCUGGGUUUUUAGUGAUCGCCCCUGCUCACCUGGAAGCAUCUUUAUUGGAAGGUUAACUUCUAUGGAUGUCAGCAGCAGCGGAACCCGGUGAAAACACCCCCCGCCCCUUCCCCGUGGCACCAGGCUCUGCGAGCGGUAACUCCAACAAACCGACAACCUCUUGAGACCUUCUUCUUCUCAGGAGUAUGACACAGUUAAAAAGGAAAAAGCCACGAGCAAAACAGUUGCCAAUGAAAUAGGAGAGGGAGCUCUUUAAACAAGGCUGGCUGCAGCUGGCCUCCGCCGCUCAUCUGCAGGGAGCUUGGUCCGUGGAGUGAAGCUCUUCUAACCUGGGUCAACAAAAAGGGAGAAGAAAUGGCCCAAGAAAUAGAUCUGCAUGCCCUCAAGGAGCUAGAACUUGAGGCCGUUCUCCAGGUCCUGUACAGAGACCAGGCGGUUCAAAACACAGAGGAGGAGAGGAUACGGAAACUGAAGACGCACCUGCAGCAUCUCCGGUGGAAAGGAGCGAAGAGCACGAACCGGGAGUACAAAGAGAAGUGCUGUGCACGCUGCCAGCAGGUGCUGGGGCUCCUGCUGCACCGGGGCGCUGUGUGCCGGGGUUGCAGCCACCGCGUGUGCACCCAGUGCCGUGUGUUCCUCAGGGGGACCCCUGGCUGGAAGUGCACUGUGUGCUUCGAGGACAGAAAUAUCAAAAUAAAAACUGGAGAAUGGUUCUAUGAGGAACGAGCCAAGAAAUUUCCAACUGGAGGCAAACAUGAGACAGCUGGAGCGCAGCUCUUGCAAUCUUAUCAGAAGCUGAGCAAAAUUUCUGUGGUUCCUCCUACUCCACCUCCUCUGAGUGAGAGCCAGUGCGGCCACAGUCCUGGCAGGUUACAGGAACUUGGUCAGUUUAGAGGAUUUAAUAAGUCCAUGGAAAAUUUGUUUCUGUCUCUUGCCACCCACGUGAAAAAGCUCUCCAAGUCCCAGAAUGACAUGACUUCUGAGAAGCAUCUUCUUACCACAGGCCCCGGGCAGUGUUCAGGCCAGACAGAGAGACGGAGCCAGUCUGACACGGCGGUCAACGUCACCACCAGGAAGGUCAGUGCACCAGAUAUUCUGAAACCUCUCAAUCAAGAGGACCCUAAAGGCUCUACUUACCCUAUAUCGAAGCAAGUGAAACUCCCAUCCAGUCCAGCACCCAGUGCCAUAUUCUCUGGAGGCUUUAGACACGGAAGUUUAAUUAGCAUUAAUAGCACCUGUACAGAGAUGGGCAACUUUGACAAUGCCGACGUCACUGGGGAAAUAGAAUUGGCCAUUCGUUACUGCUUCAAAACCCACUCUUUAGAAAUACGCAUCAAGGCCUGUAAGAACCUCGCCUAUGGAGAAGUGAAAAAGAAAAAGUGCAAUCCGUAUGUGAAGACCUAUCUGCUGCCCGACAGAUCCUCCCAGGGAAAGCGCAAGACUGGAGUCCAAAGGAACACGGUGGACCCGACCUUUCAGGAGACCUUGCAGUAUCAGGUGGCCCCUGCCCAGCUGGUGACCCGGCGGCUGCAGGUCUCGGUGUGGCAUCUGGGUGCGCUGACCCGGAGAGUGUUUCUUGGAGAAGUGAUCAUUCCUCUGGCCACGUGGGACUUUGAAGACAGCACAACACAGUCCUUCCGCUGGCAUCCGCUCCGGGCCAAGGUGGAGAAAUAUGAAGACAGCGUCCCUCAGAGUAAUGGAGAGCUUGCGGUCCGGGCUAAGCUGGUCCUGCCUUCAGGGCCUGGAAAACUCCAAGAGGCUCAAGAAGGGACAGAGCAGCUGUCUCUUAACGGUCAACUUUGCUUGGUAGUGCUGGGAGCCAAGAAUUUACCUGUGCGGCCAGAUGGCACCUUGAACUCAUUUGUUAAGGGCUGUCUCACUCUGCCAGACCAACAAAAACUGAGACUGAAGUCGCCAGUCCUGAAGAAGCAGGCUUGCCCCCAGUGGAAACACUCCUUUGUCUUCAGUGGUGUAACCCCAGCUCAGCUGAGGCAGUCGAGCUUGGAGUUAACCGUCUGGGACCAGGCUCUCCUUGGAAUGAAUGACCGCUUGCUUGGGGGAGCCAGACUUGGUUCAAGUUUCAGAGCAUUGAAGGGGAAUGCCAGCUACCACCUAGCCCUGCUACUGACUUCAGCCUAUGUCCUCCUUACAUUGAAAGGCUAUGAGAACGGCAUCAGACAGGCAUGUGUUGCUUUGGAGCACUUUUCACCCAAAACGCAAGAGCAGCCUGCUGGCACCAACAGGGGAGCUACAGGAUCCAGCUCCUGUCUUUAUACAGGGCUCUCAAAACAGGUUCUGACCUUAGAAAACUGAGGCCUCCAGCUCUCUGGUGUGUCUGGAAAGUUUGUCCUCUUAGGACUUUGAAACCUCAUAUAACAAUUCAUAGCUACUCAUAAGCAUAAUUGCAGUAUCAAAACAAAGAGGUUAAACAUGAAAAUUAUGACUCACUUCUGAGUUAAAGAACUUCCUUUAAUUCUUGACCAAAGUUGGAAAAUUAAAGCCCAAGGAUUUCCUUUUUUUUUUUUUUAAAGAGCUCACAUAUAGGACAGGAAUAGGGUGCAC
Molecule: messenger RNA, 8602 nt
Organism: Callithrix jacchus (white-tufted-ear marmoset)
Lineage: Eukaryota; Metazoa; Chordata; Mammalia; Primates; Cebidae
Gene: SYTL3
Product: synaptotagmin like 3
Biological process (GO): exocytosis; intracellular protein transport
Cellular component (GO): exocytic vesicle; plasma membrane
Molecular function (GO): neurexin family protein binding; small GTPase binding
Source: RefSeq, a predicted model, not a curated record